AUGAAAAGAAAACCACUAAAAUCAUGUACGUCUGUACUGAGCUGUUCUGGAAUUCUUAAAGGAUUUGGUGAAUUGGCUAUCCAUCCACAUAGAAGCAUUCGGAACGAAUCUACCGUGAGUCAUAAAGAAUUUGAGUUUACAAAGCAUUUGGAGAAUUUACAACCAACAGAGCAUUGGUUUAAAAAUCUUGAUGCCAAGAAAAGGGAACAAUAUGAUCUGUUGCAAAAAGAACUUGAAAUUUACGUAUACUUGGCGACAAUUAUGCCACAAAAAUUGUCAGAUAAAGAUUGGAAUCAGCUUCUCACAUUGAAAGAUGUUAAAUCUCGAGUUGGUCUACUGGCCUUCGUCGCCCUCAAACAAAUUCGGGAAGAAAAAGAUCAGCGAAAGAAAGAAUCGAAAGAUAAUGAUUACCAGUCGCAUCUUGUGUGUGAAACCGAAAAGUUUCUCAGAGGAGAGAUGGGAUAUGGUGUUGGAUUAAAUCAGCUCCUUAUCAAUCCAUUGAGAAAUCGCAAAAAAUUGAAUCACAUCCGAGGCUCCCGUGUACUUCGCAGUUUGACAAUGGAAGCUCCUGAGCUUUUGCUAGAUUUACAGAAUAUACCUAAUGAGCUUCAGAGAAAUCAGAGAACUUUAGCCCGCCAUGUGCAGUAUCUCAUCAGUGAGAAUUAUGAUAAUAGUGUGCCACUCCCUUUACGUUUCAUUAACUAUAAAGAUGAUGAAUAUCACAGGAAUUUCGUAUUCAAGGAAAUAGGUUUUUUCAACGGCGAUUACUUAGAUCAAAACAUCCUACCCCAGGUAUCUGAGCUAGGUGUGCAAAAUCAGGAAAAGGAAGUGAUAUAUAUUUCUCGGCAUGCGCGUUCAGUUUUAGAUGGACCACUAAAACAUGACGCUUAUGUAAUUCCUAUUACUAUGGAUGCUUCACGGGAAGCGUUAGGUAAUGGGAGGAGGGCUAAAGUUCACACAAUGAGACUACCAAUACAAAGAUAUGUGAAAUGGCAGAAUGGACCUAUGGUGAUUUCCUGUAAUAACAUUGCCCGUAUACUGAGAGAUGUUUAUGUCAGCGGAGGUGAUUGGAAAUAUGCAUUCUUGAAGAACAUCUCGAAGCGUCAUUUCAUGUCAGUAGAAGAGAGAGAAUCUACGAUGUGGAAUACAAAUAAGUAUAAAGAGAGAAUGAGAGAACAGCGAGAUUUAAUCCAAGCUAUUCGUGAUGCUACAGGUCAUCUUUAA
Auanema sp. JU1783 is the source of this 1224-nucleotide messenger RNA. Lineage: Eukaryota; Metazoa; Nematoda; Chromadorea; Rhabditida; Rhabditidae. The record is from the annotation of a GenBank genome assembly.